AAACAAAGUCCCUCACCACCCAAGCAGAACUUGCACAGAUUUUGCAAUCAGUGAUGGCCUCCUCCGUACUUAAUUUUAUCUUUUCGCCCUUUCACCGUCAGUAUUCUAUACCAUCAUUAUCCUCAGUUUCACCAAUAAGUUAUGGUUCAAUUUCGAGUUCAAUUAUUUCAUCUUCAUUAUAUCACAGCAGAAGAGGAAACUGCAGUUUCAAGAAGAGGGGUAUUUGUAGGUCAUCUUAUAGUGAAGUCGAAUUCAUUGAACCUCCUGAAACUCAACAAUCAAAUGAAGAGCUUAUUCGGUCCUUGAAGUUCAAAUUAUUGAGUGUAGUUUCUGGGUUAAAUAGAGGUCUUGCUGCAAAUGAAGAUGAUCUACGCAAAGCUGACGAUUUUGCAAAGGAGCUUGAAUCUACUGGAGGUCCAGUAGAUCUUUUGACUGAUCUUGAUAAACUGCAAGGCAGAUGGAAAUUGAUUUACAGCAGUGCAUUUUCUUCUCGGACACUUGGAGGGAGUCGUCCCGGGCCACCCACUGGAAGACUUCUUCCCAUAACUCUUGGCCGGGUGUUCCAAAGGAUUGACAUCUUGAGCAAAGAUUUUGACAACAUAGUAGAGCUUGAAUUAGGUGCUCCAUGGCCUUUUCCACCUGUUGAAGUAACUGCCACUUUAGCCCACAAAUUUGAAAUUAUUGAAAAUUGCAAAAUCAAGAUAACAUAUGGGAAAACAACUGUGAAGACGACAGGAAACUUAUCACAACUUCCACAGUUGGAUAUACCUCGUUUACCAGAUGGAUUAAGGCCACCAUCCAAUCCAGGAACUGGUGAAUUUGAAGUUAAAUACCUCGACUCAGCCAUGCGUAUCACUCGGGGAGACCGGGGAGAGCUACGGGUUUUCGUAAUCUCAUAAGGUAACCUUCAUUGUUGUUGUAUAGUUUCGGUCAAACAAUUUUGGUCGCACACUACUCUCUCCUGUUUGUCUUUUUUACACCAUUUUGUAUUGAGAUUGCACAAUAUAACAUAAUGAAGGCAAUUAAGUUGCCAUAUUGUAUAAGCUUUGCAAUAUCCUCAUCAUUGUUAAUGAAUGUUUUGCCUUGCAUAUUGGCGAAUUAAAGCAA
Olea europaea var. sylvestris is the source of this 1107-nucleotide messenger RNA. RefSeq names its product plastid-lipid-associated protein 6, chloroplastic-like. NCBI's taxonomy places the organism in Eukaryota, Viridiplantae, Streptophyta, Magnoliopsida, Lamiales, Oleaceae. Bases 54 to 899 code for a protein of 281 amino acids. The transcript is spliced from 4 exons. The record is from RefSeq and is a predicted model, not a curated record.